AUGGGCUACAAAGCACAACACGUCCAGAUUCUAAAAUACUUGGCACUUGUUAGCCCAUAUCUGUCUUCCUUGUCUGCUGCAUCUCUUGGUAAAACGGGGGAAGCAUCUGAAGUUCCUCUGCUCAAACACAAUGCUAUUUUACCCGGGAUCUUGUCUGUGACCGAUCACAUUCACUAUGACACAUGUCUCCACCGCGAGCGCUUGGUCCCGAUCACUUCGGCGAUUCAACCUCACGGACUAGACGCCGACCAUAUGGGCUGGCAUGUAGGGCAGCCCAAGCGCUGGCGCUUACCUCCUUCGAACCAGGACCGGGCUCCGCGACCAAAGGACGUGUUCGUGGCGCUGGCCCUGGCAUAUUUAGGCUAG
Molecule: messenger RNA, 366 nt
Organism: Sodiomyces alkalinus F11
Lineage: Eukaryota; Fungi; Ascomycota; Sordariomycetes; Glomerellales; Plectosphaerellaceae
Exons: 3
Coding region: 1-366 (121 amino acids)
Source: RefSeq, a predicted model, not a curated record